Molecule: messenger RNA, 7195 nt
Organism: Schistocerca serialis cubense
Lineage: Eukaryota; Metazoa; Arthropoda; Insecta; Orthoptera; Acrididae
Product: A disintegrin and metalloproteinase with thrombospondin motifs 12-like
Exons: 20
Coding region: 1-3333 (1110 amino acids)
Biological process (GO): extracellular matrix organization; proteolysis
Cellular component (GO): extracellular matrix
Molecular function (GO): metalloendopeptidase activity
Source: RefSeq, a predicted model, not a curated record
AUGUAUCUCUUUGAGACACCAGGUGUUAUGCAGCGCCGCAACUUGCCAAUUUGUGGUCAGGCGGGCAGGUGGUGGUCCCGAGGCAGCCUGCGCCGUGAGGAUGUCCCCUGCCUGGGCGGGGAGGCUCAGACAGCGGGGCGCCUCGGCAAGUCGCCGCGCGCCUGGCGCUGGCUUCGCAUCUUCCCCAGAGCGGGCCCCAGCUGUACGGAGGGGGGCAGCGAGGCGCGCCCAAAUCUGCCGCCAGGCCAGUCACCCGCCGCAGCCGUCUGCCCGCCGUCUGCACUCUGUCCAAGCGGGGCGCCGCUGCAGCACUCGGUGGCGUGGCAGAAUCUGGGCGCGGCGCGGACGCCGGCGGGCCUGGUGCGGACGGAGCACGGUGAGUUCUGGGUGGAGCCAGCGCAGGGGUCGACGCCGUCGGAGACGCAGCCUCAGCCGCACGUGGUCACCCGCAGGGAGUCGACCUCUCACCACCACGCGGAGCCGGUGUCGCGGCUAGCGGCGGAGAGCGGCGGUCGCGCUCGGCCACGCAGGACGCGCUGGCGCCGCUCCACGUCGCGCGAGAGCCACGUGGAGGCGCUGCUCGUGGCCGACGCCUCCAUGCUCGAGUACCACCGCGAGCCGAGCGCAGUCGAGACCUACAUCCUCACCGUCAUGAACAUGGUCGCCUCGCUCUACCUCGACCCCUCCAUCGGCAACCCCAUCAACAUCGUCGUCGUGCGCAUCGUGCUGCUCAGCGACGGAGAGUUUCAGAAUGGUCUCAACGGCACGGUGAACGCAGACCAGAUGCUGGAGACGUUCUGCCGCUGGCAGCACUCGCUCAACUACGACUCUGACGAGCACCCCAACCACCACGACGUCGGCAUCCUGCUCACCAGGCAGGACCUGUGUGCACGUGUUAAUGCAUGCAGUACAUUGGGAGUGGCACACGUCGCCGGCAUGUGCCAGCCUGAACGCAGCUGCAGUGUCAACGAGGACAACGGUCUCACUGUCGCACACACCAUUGCACAUGAGCUCGGACACAACUUUGGCAUGUACCACGACUCCGAGAGCAUGGGCUGUGAACGCGGCGAUGGCCACACCAUGCACGUGAUGACUCCCAGCUUCGAGUCGGAUAGCGUCGACGUCUCGUGGUCGGAGUGCAGCCGCAGAGACAUCACUGCAUUCCUUGACAAAGGGUUAGGCAGCUGUCUUGAAGAUGAACCAACACAGCAGGAUUACACCUAUCCAGAUGUUCCAACUGGUGCUAUCUACAGUGUGGAGCAGCAGUGCGAUCUUAUGUUCUCCACACAUAAUGCUACUCUGUGUUCAGCAACUCUCGAGGAGGUAUGUGAGAGGCUGUGGUGUCAAGUGGGUCCUUUGUGUUCUACAAUCUUGAGACCAGCUGCUCCAGGCACAUCCUGUGGCUGGAACAUGUGGUGUCAAGAUCGCAAGUGUGUUGAAGUUGGAGAUCGACCUGAUCCAGUAAAUGGCGGGUGGGGGGAAUGGGGAUCAUGGAGUGAAUGUACACGCACAUGUGGUGCUGGAAUUUCCACCAUUGAAAGAGAGUGCAACAACCCAAUUCCUAAAUUUGGCGGGAAGUAUUGCCUGGGAGAACGUCGUCGCUACAGACUCUGUAACACACAGCCUUGUCCUGAAGGAGAGCCAAAUGCCAGAGACUUACAAUGCUCCCAGUUCAAUAACAGAACAUACAACAACAAAGUGUACAAGUGGGUGCCAUAUUAUGACAAAUCUGAACCUUGUGUGCUGUACUGCAAACCAGAUGAAGGGGACACUAGAAAUGUUGUUUUCUGGAGGGAACGGGUACUAGAUGGAACACACUGUGACACUGAAUCAAGGGAUGUGUGCAUUAGUGGAACCUGUCGGCAUGUUGGUUGUGACUGGGGCAUUGACUCAAAUGCAAAAGAAGAUCACUGUGGUGUUUGCCUUGGUGAUGGAAGUCAAUGUAAGACUUUUCAUGGCAUGUACAGACGGGCGGAUGUCACUGGAUACAAGGAGGUGGUAAUAAUUCCUGCUGGUUCCAGAAACAUUCGUGCUGUAGAGGAAGGGCCAUCAAGAAAUUUUGUAGCUGUUGCCAGUGCUACAACAUAUAAAUAUUACCUAAAUGGAAAUAAUCAGAUUGAGAGAUCAGGAUCUUUUUCAAUCCAUGGCACUGUUGGUUUUUACGAGCGCCACAAUGAAAGAGAAAAUAUCACUAUACCAGGCCCAAUACCUGAUGACAUAAAGAUAUAUGUAUUACACCGGCCCCGUUCAACUAGUACCUUUGGGCUGCGAUAUGAAUACACAGUGCCAUUGGACAAGUUAGCAAUGGUGAAGGAAUAUGUCUGGGCAUACUCAGAAUGGUCAGAAUGUACAAAAAGUUGUGGCGGUGGAACGCAAACGUCAGUGCCAGAGUGUCGUGAAAAAUCUAAAGGUCCAGUUGAAGACUCCAGGUGCAUUCAGGAGCAUAAACCAGCAAAUUUAACAAGAUCUUGCAAUGACCAAUUAUGCCCAACGAGAUGGUGGACUGGACCUUGGCAUGUCUGCUCUGUAUCAUGUGGUGAAGGUGGAAUUCGUAAGCGGCUAGUCUUCUGUGUAGAAGAGAAAAUUCCAGGAGAUGCAAACAGUCGAGAUCAACGUAGGCCAGAUUCUGACUGUGCACACCUCACUCGUCCACACAAUCAGGAAUCUUGUCCACAGAUGCCACCCUGCAUCGUAAAAGUGCAGCAGAGUAUCACAUCAUCACAAAAUUCCAGUAUGCACAACGGCCCAAAACGAAAUGGUACCAGGGGACGGAGGCCGUAUUAUGUUGGUGGCAGACGUCGGCCAUCAGUGCCCAGCCCAAGGAAUAAUAAUAAUGAUAUGCGACGAAGAGGGUGGGCUGUCGGGGACUGGAGUGAGUGUUCUGUAACUUGUGGUAUUGGUAUCCAUCGAAGGAAAGUUGUCUGCGGCCAUCCAAGGGGAAAAUGUGACCCGAAACAGAAACCUUAUGAGACGAAGUCGUGCAAUAUGAAUGCUUUCUGCCACCUUCACUGGAUUACAGGCCCUUGGAGUCAAUGCAGCAAAACAUGUGGACGAGGACCGUCAUACAAGAGAAGAGAAGUUCGCUGUGUGGAUAAAAACACCAACAGACCAGCAGAAGGUUGUUUCCCAGUCAACAGGCCCCUUAGGAGGGAAGUCUGUCAUCCAUUGCCUCCUUGCCCAACCACCUCUCUUCAUCCACCAAACACAACACCUGGCAGGCACAGAAGUGAUGCCUGUGUCGACACCUUAAAACACUGCAGUGCCUACAAGAUGCAGUGUAAUCGUUUUUGGGUAAUUAAGACAAAAUGUUGCUACACAUGUUCACUCAGGUAGCACAGACAUUAAUUUAUUGUGAAAGUGUGUGUGUGUAUGUGUACGUGUGUUUGUGUUUUAUGCUGCCAAAAAGAUUUUGAUCUGAUAUUUCCAAGACUCAAAAGAGCAUUUAUGAAUGGAGAGAAAGACAAGUGAAAACAGGUUACAAAGAACUAAUGUACCCUGAUAACUGAUGUGAUUCUUUAGAAAUAAGUACUUGCCAAUGCAGUGUUGUGUCAGAUAUUCUUUCACGACCACUUCACAAAAAAAUGUGAAGUUAUCUAUAUUGAAACUGCCAUCCAAAAACCUCAUAAUAUUGUACAUAGUGAUUAAAAUCAAAAAUGUAAAUGAUAAAUAUUUCAUAUUGAAACUGGAUAGCACCUCCUGUGUGUGUACAAUUGUUAUUUCAUUAACAAUAUUGUGAUAAAACGAAAUCAUCAGAAUAUUGGAAUGUAUGAUACUUCAAAGCAGUGAAAUGCUAGCCAUGUUCCUGUACAGACUGUGUGACGAAUGCCAUAUAUAUCUCCCUGGCCACUAAUAUUUCAAAAAAGUUUUUUAACAGUGUCUCCCAGUACGCUGCCUAUUAUUACUGUUUUGUAUUAUGAUUUCAUGCAGAAGUCAUCUAUUUUCAUUCCAUGACUGUUACAAUGUUUUUUUUGUUACAUAUGUAUAUUGGAUUUUGUUAUGACAAUUCCAUUCCACAUAGUAGUGAAUUAGUUAAUAUUCCAACAUGACUGUUAAAUAUUCAUGAAAAUAACUGUUACAGAAUAACUCAUAUCUUAUUCUUGUUCUGUAAAAACUGUCACAGACAGACAUCACUUGAAAUUAUUGUUUGCUAUACAUGUUCUUCCCCUACUCUGAUUAAAAACCAAUAGCCAUUUUUCUUUGCCAUAAACCAUUCAGUGUUCAUCCCUUAGUAUACUUUAUUUCAUAUGUUCCAACCACUAUUUUCUGAUUAUUACAGAACUUUAUAUUUACAGUUAUUAUUUUUAAGCCUAUAUAUUAUGUCUACUAUCAUGCAGAUCUUUGACUCAAAAGCAUUUUUAAAUGUUUUGUUUUCUGUUGGAAAUUAGAACUUGGCUUUGUAAUUGUGCUAUUAUCUUGCAACUAUCCACUCUCACUUUGGAUUCUUGACAACUUAUUCAAUUUUGUCAUAUUCUGUUGUUCAAACAAAUACUUGCCAGUGUGCUAACUUCUCAGGAUCCAUUCAUUAAUUCAUUCAUUCACACACCAAUUUCUAUAAAACUCAUCAUGGAGGGGGGCUUUCAAAUACGUGGAAAGAGUCCAGUUUGUAUAAAAGGAGAAAACAGCCAUUAAAAGCUACUUCAAUAUAGUAUACUGACUCUUAAGUUCCUUUUUUUAUGCUUGUAUAAUAUAUGAGUGUGAAAAGGUUCCAAAAAUAUACAACUGUGUGGUGACAGCCCCUGAGCUCUGGAGACUGACUGUCUCAGGCUGUGUUCAUGUGUGAGAUUCUUACAUGUUGCCAUUUCACUGAAGUGAAACACUAAUAUUAUUACAUAGUAUUUCUAUUGGAUCCUGUUCAAGUGUUCAUUGACUACUAAAUUCAUAUGAGUAGAUCUCCCACAUGCUUCUGAAUAACUUAAUACCUUCCAAGUGAAUGUCUUUUAUACCAUCGUCUUGUAAGCCUAGCAUGCACCUUAUAACAGCUAAUUAUUUGCACACAGAUUUCCAGCUUGGGUGCUGUUUUUCUUGGCUAGUAGGUCUCCACCACUUACUUGUCAAAAGAGAUGGAAAAUGCUAUCAAACACUAUUACAAAAUCUGCAUUUGCUACAGCUUCUUCCUGUUCCCAUCACAUAUAAUAUGUUGGAAGGGGGACUGCAUGUGUAUGUGUGUUGUUCAAAUUAUAUUCAGUAUUUUUGCAGGGGAGGAAUCUAAUCCCCUGAAGUAUAUUCAUGUUUUUCGAUACUUGCACCAUAAAGGAACAUAGCCGUUCAAAUUACAGUUUCAAUUUAUAUGACACGCAGCCAUCAAAUGAAACUAUAUUUUCGUAUAACUGUAUUACAUAUAGUAUUUUUGAGAUGUCUUAUAUUAGAUGGGAUGAAACCUAAGACAGCAACAAGAUGUAUACAGUGAACGGAGUAUUAAAUUGGUUUGUUACACAUGUGCCAUUAUCUAUUAUAACAGUUCAUAACUUGCAAAUCAGCUUCUCAUCCACACUAAGUAGUUUCCAUGCAGGAGCACCACCAUUACAUGGGUGAAGUUACUAUACAAUAGUGACAUAUUAGUGACACACACACAAAAUCUGUCAAAUAAGAAAAUAUGAUUGUGAUGGUGGUCUUCAUAAAAGGACUAAUUAAGUGGCAACAUGUUCCUGAAAAACAUUACUCAAUCAGAAAAAAGAUACUGAAGAACUGUUUAACUGAAAAUCAAGUAGGAAAUAGCUAUUUCUGUUAAGUUUCCUGGCUUUUGAUACGUAGGCAUAAGGUGGAGAAUGAAUUUUACACAUCUUCACUGCAUACUAAUAUGAUUUUAAUACUUUGCAGAUAAUUAUUUGUCAUGGAACUAUGAAUUGUUCUAGGAAUCGUGUCUGUGUUUUCUAAAUGGCUGUGGAUUGUCUAAUUAACAACACUAUAAAAGGAUGAACAUUUGUGCUAAUUUUGCUGACAGAAUGUAUUAAAGAUAGGAAGCAAUAUGAAUUAACUGAUUUCUGCUGCUCGUGGUGGAGAAUUUAAUUUUGCACACAGAAAUAUAGUCAUGUACUUCAUACAAGAUAUUUCUUCCUUCAGCGCCAUGUAUCAUGAGAGAUCUUUUGUACAUUCACAACAGAGCCAUUGUUUGGAAAUACUUUUAAAGGCUAGUGUAAGGUAUUUUGUCAGUUGUAUUUUUUUUACUAGGGAGCAAAUUUAUUUUUGCUGUAUUCAAAGAACAACAAUUAUAUUCCAAUAAAAAUAAUGUAUCACUGCCAGUUUGUACAGCUAUUUAUUUAUUUAAUUGUACACCAGUUGUAUCUCAGCAAACAAUAUGUUGUGGUACCAGAACAUUAAAAGUAUACCAUGAAUAUAACUGAAUCUGAGUACUCAGUGUGGAUGCUCUUAAAAUUAUUAAAUGACAAUUCUUAUUAUUAUUUAUUUUCAAAUUUUUGAUUCCUCUGAGUCUGAUAUUCAUAUUUUGUAUACUGAAUCAUCAGCUAUGAGAUUUUAGUUACGUGCUAUUGCAUGAUACAAAAGGUAUUCUUUUUUUAAAAAAAAGGAAAACAGAAAAACUUGGUGCUAUUAAUGCUAAGAGGCUUUAAAGCAUAAGUGCAAAUGGUUUGAAUAUUGGAUGUUCAUUUUUAUGUGGAAUGAAUAAAUUAUAUUUUCCUAAUGAGGAUAUGCUCAUUAUAACCAUAGUUAUUCCAAUCAGAAGUACUGCUGUAACUGUAGUACUGACACCUAAAAUAUUUAUGUACAUACCUCAUGUUUGCUUUGUAGCUUUUGGGCAAAUGAUAAAUUACACUGCCUAUAAUGUGUAUGUUUUUAACAUCCACACAACAUCUAGUCCCAUGACUGAAAUAUUUUAGUGUAUUGUACAGGUUAUGGAUUCCAUGAACCACAUUUAUUUCAUUUUCAAAUAUCUUAUAGAUAGUGGGGCACGCUUUUCAACACUACUUCUGAAUUUGGAACCCCCUUUUUUGUAUAUAAUUUUUGUACGAUGGAAAACUUGAAACUUCCCUUUUACAAUAGUAAUUAUAUAUUUCAUGACAAUAAUUUAUUUAUAUAAAGUUGUAAAACUUUGUUAAUUUCUUGUAUACUUGUGAUUACUGAAAUAUUUGUAAAAUAUGUACAAUUUAAAAUGUAGAAAUUAAGAACAUUGCUUGUAAUUUGGCAGAUCAUUAAUUUUGUCAGUAUUCUUCAGUGCAGUAUUGUUCACCAUAUUGUUUAA